CGGCGCGUUGGAGCCUGCGCGCUGCGGAGCCGGAGCCGUCUCGCGAGGAAGGACGCCAUUAUCGCAGCCGCCCGACAAACACCACGAGAAUUGGGCCCCGCACACGGAUUGCAUGUCUCGUAAAAUUACUUAUUUGGGGGCCUGCGGUGGUGUGUGACGGGACAUUGCAGCCUGGUUCUGAAUGAUGUCAGAACAGGACUUGGCAGAUGUUGUUCAGAUUGCUGUUGAAGACUUGACUCCAGAUAACCCAGUUGUGUUGGAGAAUCAUGAAGUGACAGACGAUGACGUAGAGCCUACUCUGAAACGUCAGCGUAUAGAAAUUAACUGCCAGGAUCCCUCUAUUAAGUCAUUCCUGUAUUCCAUUAAUCAGACAAUAUGCCUGCGACUGGAUAGCAUUGAGGCGAAGUUGCUGGCACUAGAGGCUACCUGUAAAUCACUGGAAGAGAAGUUGGAUCUUGUCAUGAACAAACAGCACAGCCCCAUCCAAGUCCCCAUGGUGGCAGGUUCUCCUCUUGGCGCUACACAGACCUGCAAUAAAGUACGAUGUGUUGUCCCCCAGACCACAGUAAUACUGAACAACGACCGGCAGAAUUCAAUCGUAGCCAAGAUGGUCGGGCAGGAAGAGCCAUUGAGCAGAGCAACGGAUUCUCUGGACAAUAUCCUUAGCAAUGCUGUUCCUGGACGUAGGCAGAACACAAUAGUGGUGAAAGUCCCAGGGCAUGAUGACAGUCACAAUGAAGACGGAGAGAGUGGCUCUGAGGCCAGUGACUCAGUUUCCAACAGCGGACAAUUAGGAAGCCAAAGUAUCGGGAACAAUGUGACCCUUAUUACACUGAACUCUGAAGAGGAUUACCCCAACGGGACAUGGCUCGGAGAUGAAAACAAUCCUGAGAUGCGGGUCCGUUGCCCCAUCACCCCUGCUGACAUGCUGCACAUCAGCACGAACUGCCGCACAGCCGAGAAGAUGGCACUGACGUUGCUCGAUUAUCUCUUCCAUCGGGAAAUUCAGGCCAUCUCCAACCUUUCGGGCCAGGGGAAGCAUGGGAAGAAGCAGCUUGAUCCUCUCAUGAUUUACGGAAUUCGCUGUCAUCUAUUUUAUAAAUUUGGAAUCACAGAAUCUGACUGGUAUCGAAUCAAGCAAAGCAUAGACUCCAAAUGCCGAACAGCUUGGAGGCGGAAGCAGCGAGGCCAGAGUCUUGCCGUGAAAAGCUUCUCCAGGCGAACACCUUCGUCGUCAUCUUACGGUGGUUCAGAGGGUCCGCAGAGUGCAGUUUCAGCUUCUAACGAGAUCCAACAGAACCAGCCCCAGGCACUACAUUAUGCACUAGCCAAUGCUCAGCAAGUCCAGAUCCACCAAAUAGGAGAAGAUGGACAAGUCCAAGUAAUCCCGCAGGGACAUCUCCACAUAGCCCAGGUUCCUCAAGGCGAGCAAGUCCAGAUCACGCAGGACAGUGAGGGAAACCUACAGAUACAUCAAGUUCAUGUUGGUCAAGACGGGCAGGUGUUGCAGGGCGCUCAGCUGAUAGCGGUUGCAUCUGCGGAGCCUGCGUCAGGAGGUGUCGACGGAUCCCCACUCCAAGGCAGCGAUAUCCAAGUCCAGUAUGUGCAGCUCACACCAGUGACAGACCACUCUGCAACUAGUCAAGGCGCUGAUACCCUUCAAUCAGCAAUCCAACCAGAAAUGCAGAUAGAACACGGAGCAAUCCAAAUUCAAUAAGAAAAUUGCGAAAAGCUGUGUGAACCGAGAUGCCAGUGAACCCCGGUGGGAAGUUAAGUGCUGUAGUCCUCGUGCAGCGGUGGGAAAAUGGAAAUGCCUGGUAGACUACUGGUCGCACCUCGUACAUCUGCAAAUCGCGGGUUUCUGAUGAUCUGUUUGUGCUCACCUGGAAUAAGUCAGACCCAUUUACUGCAAUUGGAGCUACGUCACUGCAGCUGUUGAGAAUGUGCCCUUCAGAAAAAUUACACGGCCUGCUCUUAGGUAUAUUUAAAGAGGAAAAAAUAAUAAUUUUGGGAAGAGAACUAAUUACGAAACACUGAGACUAAAUGUUUCAUCCGGUCCUUUCUUCUGUGAAAUACGCCAUUUGAAUGUCUGCAAAUAUCUUAGGAAGUGUAUUGCUGCUUUGCAAUACUUGCUUUACCACAUAUAGAAGAUCAAGAGCUCAAAUAUUUUUCACUGUUUAAACAGCUUUUUUAUUUGCUAUGGUGUUUAUAACAAAAAUGGAAAAUAUUUAAAAAAAAAAAAAAGAAAGAAAAGAAAAAUCCCAUAACUGCAAGUAUUAGCAAUUUGCUGUUGUUUUCUGUUCAGUGUAAUGAAAAAUGUAUUUGCAGAAGACUAAUAAUUUUGUUUGUACUGUUGCUUAACUACUUUUCUAGGGGAAAAUGCUUUUAAAUGCUGUAAUUAUGCAUUUCUAAUGAAAAAUAAAUGUGUAUUUAUGAAUAGUGCAGCUCUAAGUUGCUCUCUGCUUUAGGAGCGAGUACAGUUUGACCGGACUGUGGUGUAACAGUGUAGUUCUGAAGUAUUUGAAGACAGAUGCUAUCUGGCAAGCCCUGCUGUCAACCGAGAAGUAAGAUUAAGCCUGUAAGGAAGAUAUCAAUCGUAGAUAAUGUUAUUAUCUAAAUUUCCAGUACAAGGAAAAUGUGAUAGUUAAGCUUUUGAGUCUGCAAAUCCUAUUUUGUACAAUGAAUUUAUGAAACCAUUUUUAAAAAAAAUGUGAACAAUUCUUUUGAGCUCUCUCCUUUCUGGUACUUCUUGUCGUCUUUGUCCAGCUAUUUGUGGCAAUACCUCAGUUUGGAAUUCAACCAUAAAAAGCUGGGUUGCAAAACUCGUGAUACCUGUCUUGUUAUCCAACCUGCAACAGCAAGGUGAAAGCCUC
This is a messenger RNA of Cygnus atratus (black swan), 2873 nucleotides long. RefSeq names its product BTG3 associated nuclear protein (gene BANP). Gene Ontology annotation, molecular function: DNA binding. Gene Ontology annotation, biological process: negative regulation of protein catabolic process; protein localization to nucleus. The record is from RefSeq and is a predicted model, not a curated record. Lineage: Eukaryota; Metazoa; Chordata; Aves; Anseriformes; Anatidae. Bases 182 to 1717 code for a protein of 511 amino acids. The transcript has 13 exons.